CAAUAUUCGCACGCGACACCGGAGAUCUGAUCUGAACCUUCUCUGCCUCACACCAUGUCCCUCAAGCGCAAGGCCUCGGUUCCCAAUCUCACAUCGCCCAAUCCUGCUCCUGUGAUGUCAGGACGAUCAUUCGUGGCAGAUGACUCCCCAAAGCACCUCCACAGUCGCACCCGCAAGCGCUUCAGGAACGAUCGCCCGGAUGACGAAGUAGUCUAUGAAAAUACAAUGCGAUGGCUUUUUACGGCUCAGCAACAACAACACCAAGCUCCUACUCCUUCCACAGACGAGGACGAGGCAACUGAGCCAGAACCUGUACCAUCAUCUGAGAUCGUCGACCCUCGCCAGCAGACAUUACUCAAGUUCUUCCGUCCUUCCCAAUCUACACCCGCUCACAACCGCAUGGACAAGCUGGAUCAACCAUCGAACAAUGCUAUACCACUGCAAACAACACCCUUUCAAUCGCAUACCUUCAAUCUGUCCUCGCCAGUUACUUCGAUGGGAUGGGGUACGAGUAGCCCACCUUCGCAGCUGACAGGCAGCGAUAUGGACAUGGACUCAGUAACCAACGAGUCAGUCCAAGAGCCUCGGAGACCAUUCGGAGGGUUUGGUUGGGCAUGACGAGUGCUCGGUCAUGUCUGGGGUGCAUUACACCCAUCGCGUGCGAUACCAACGACAUUAGUCCUUUCAGCG
Messenger RNA from Aspergillus costaricaensis CBS 115574, 690 nucleotides. RefSeq lists its product as uncharacterized. The record is from RefSeq and is a predicted model, not a curated record. The transcript is spliced from 2 exons. NCBI's taxonomy places the organism in Eukaryota, Fungi, Ascomycota, Eurotiomycetes, Eurotiales, Aspergillaceae. The coding region runs from base 55 to 618 and encodes 187 amino acids.